CCACGCCCCUGACCUCAGCUCAUGAUACAUUCUCAGGCUCCACGGAUUGUUCGGGUUUUUAUCAAUGCAAUUUUGAUAAAAGAAGAAUAUAAAAUACAGACACUGAAACUCUCUUAAUACUGGUGCGCAUGCGCGGACAGGUGUGUUUGUGCAACAGGUGCUACCCGGAAAUCAGAGCGAUAAAUAAAAUACGCAGUCUGAUCUCAGUGACGAUGGAUCAGAAGAACCUGCAGCAGGAGUUCCAGAACCAGCUGGUGGACGUUUUCAGUCGGAUGCAGUCCAAGCAGCUCUUCCAGUCCGACUGGGACGUCGCCUCCUUCGCCCUCUUCUUCAUCUUCAUCGGUAUGGUUCUGCUCCUGGUGAUUCUGGUUCUGAUCCGAUGCUGUUGCUGCUGCUGCCACUGUGAUGACGGGCCCAAACACCACAAAGUGGGCGUCGACAACAUGGCGCUGGAACCGUGACGCCCGGGAUCAGCAGGAUUUGUUUCACCCGCAGCAUGCUUUAAUCAGAUCAUCAAAUCGAUCCGAUACUUUCCCGUCUGAUCUACGCUGAGCUUUAGAGACGAACCCCGGUGUGAAUGCCCGUCCUCGUCCUCUUAAUUUUAAGCCGUGUUUCAUCUUCUCCUGAGUUUUAUUAUAUUUAUGUGAAUUUUAAUUAAAAGUAGCUCAGCGGGGUGUAAAUAUGAUCAUGUUUUAAUUAUUUAUUUAAUCAAACACCAGGAACUGUUAAAGGAACUAAGGGGGGAACUAAAGGAGGGAUGGAGGGAUGGAGGGAGGAACCCGAGAAAGGAACCGUGGGAGGAACUGAGGGAGGAACUGUGGGAACUGAACUGUAGGUGUGAAGGUCCUGGAGGACAAAAAUGACCCGACUGUAAGGAUUUUGGAACAGAACUGACUGAAUUUGUCACU
Messenger RNA from Trichomycterus rosablanca, 908 nucleotides. RefSeq names its product small integral membrane protein 22 (gene smim22). The coding region runs from base 129 to 461 and encodes 110 amino acids. The transcript has 5 exons. NCBI's taxonomy places the organism in Eukaryota, Metazoa, Chordata, Actinopteri, Siluriformes, Trichomycteridae. Gene Ontology annotation, biological process: regulation of cell population proliferation. The record is from RefSeq and is a predicted model, not a curated record.